UACCCGACACCGCAGCCCUGUUGUGUUUAUGGGACGGGCGCUGCCAACGGGGACGGACGGGACCCACCCGCUAUGGGGACACUGAGCCCCCUAUUGCAUCUGGUCGUUGUCUUCGCCCCCCAUCAUGGCGGAUCCCUUGGGCUGCUGUGAGCGCGUGGCCAUCAACGUGGCGGGUCGACGCUUCGAGACCCUGGGCCGGACCCUCCUGCGCUUCCCCAACACCCUCCUUGGAGACCCCCGACGUCGACGUCGUUUCUUCGACCCCCAACGCCGCGAGUAUUUCUUCGACCGCCACCGCGGCGCCUUCGGGGCCGUGCUGUAUUACUACCAAUCGGGAGGGAGGUUACGGCGACCCCCCGACGUCCCGUUGGACGUUUUUAUGGAAGAAUUGAGGUUUUAUCAAUUGGGACCCGAAGCCGAAGAUCGAGUCCGCGAGGCCGAAGGUUUGGGGUUGGAGUUACCGCGGCCGUUACCGCGAGGGCGGCUCCGCCGUCGGGCCUGGCUGCUUUGUGAGCACCCCGAGAGCUCCCCGGCGGCGCGAGCCGUGGCGCUGCUCUCCGUCCUCAUCAUCCUCGUCUCCAUCGUCGUCUUCUGCCUCGAGACCCUCCCCCAGUUCAAGGCUGGGGGGGAGGAGGACGAGCAGCUCCCGACCUCCUCCCCCAACACCACGGACACGGACCCCCCCUCCGGCAGCCGCUCUUGGUCCGACGACCCCUUUUUCUUAGUGGAGACCCUUUGUAUCUGCUGGUUCUCCCUGGAGCUGCUGGUCCGGCUCUUGGCCAGCCCCAGCAAAUCCAAGUUCUUCCGUAACGCCAUGAACCUCAUCGACGUGGCCGCCAUCAUCCCCUACUUCAUCACGUUAGGGACGGAGCUGGCUCGACGUCGCGGCGUGGCUCAACCCGCCAUGUCCUUGGCCAUCCUCCGAGUCAUCCGCUUGGUGCGGGUCUUCCGGAUCUUCAAGCUGUCCCGGCACUCCAAGGGGCUGCAGAUCCUGGGGCAGACCCUCAAGGCCAGCAUGCGGGAGCUGGGUUUGCUCAUCUUCUUCCUCUUCAUCGGCGUCAUCCUCUUCUCCAGCGCCGUCUACUUCGCUGAGGCCGAUGACGCCGACAGCAGCUUCACGUCCAUCCCUCAGGCUUUUUGGUGGGCUGUGGUCACUAUGACCACGGUGGGUUAUGGGGACAUGGCCCCCGUUACGGUGGGGGGGAAACUGGUGGGGUCUCUAUGCGCCAUCGCCGGGGUGCUGACCAUCGCCCUGCCCGUCCCUGUCAUCGUGUCCAACUUCAGUUUCUUCUAUAGGAGGGAAUUAAGGGGGGACGAAGGGGGGGAGUGUGUGCCCACCCCCCCUUGUCCGUUGCAUGGGGUCCAAGAGACCCCCCCGGGGAGCUUGCUUGAAAACGAGGGGAGGGGGGCCAAGGCGGGGGAGAUGGUGGACCAUCGGCGGCCG
Molecule: messenger RNA, 1444 nt
Organism: Coturnix japonica (Japanese quail)
Lineage: Eukaryota; Metazoa; Chordata; Aves; Galliformes; Phasianidae
Source: RefSeq, a predicted model, not a curated record